AUGAACGAUAUGGCAAAACCUUUACCUACUCCUCCGACUGCUGAGGUCAGGAAGAGUCGAUCAAAUUCACCAAGAAAAGCCCAGGAAGCAAGCCUAAGUCCAAAUAAGAAUGUCAAUAGCGAAAAAAAUGGGCCUGAGUCAAAAUCAAGAAGCAAAAAUGAACGCGAUAAUGCCGAUGAUGAGGAAUUUGAGUUUUUUCACGAAUUUAGUCGGGAGAAAGUGAAAGGUGUGGUACAUGCAAUUACUGCUGAACUUAAGCAAAAAGGUCCAGAUAUUGAGUUUUUGAUGAUACCAUUUAGACCGGAACAAACGAAUGACAAAUUAUUGACAUUACUCAAUCAGUUAUUUCCUCUAGGAAACGGACAACCAGUCAAUGAAAAAAAACAAUUAAGAGUUAUAUCCAAAACUGAUGUCUGGACAUUAUUUCAGUGUUUGAAGUACAUUUGGUGCAGACUGCCAAAUUCAGAAGUCAUAGGCUGGAAAUCGUAUGUGGAAUUCAAGUACAGAGAAGAGGUUAAGAAAUUUCCACGAAAAUCAUUCUUGGAAAUUAUGCCUCAAUGUCUGGCUUCUCCAAAUCAUGCAUCAAUCGUUUACGAUUUUUUCGAUCUGAUUAUUUCAAUUUCGUCAAAUUCGAGAAUUAAUAAAAUGAGCGCAAGGAAAAUUUCAAAGAUGUGCGCAAUUUGGGCAUUUAGCAAACAAAAGCCAGGUUCCGAUGUUCAAGAUUAUGACUUUGAAUCAGGCGCUAUAAAGUCAUCUGCUCUCAACAAUUCCAUACAAGAUGGUUUAGACCAAUGGAUCCCUGGUUCAGAUGCCAUGUUCCAUCUACUCUUGGCAUUUUUGAGGAGCUUUGUUCCUCAAGAUCUCGAAUCUGCGAAGCUGCCACGUUCCCUAAAGGGUUUACUAUUCAAUAAUCAAUAUCCCCCCACGAAAUCAACAGCUUAUACAUCGGAGACAAUUUUAACCAUUCCCCUUGUAACUUUAAAAACAGACGCGUUUUCAAGAAAGCCUUGGCAAUUACUGGAACGUUGCAGCGAUCUUUUAGACUUCACCGACCAUGAUGCCUUUGAGGCAAGAGAAGAUUAUGCGUUAUUAAAAUCUCUAUUCAGGAAAAAAAAUACGGUAGAGGGAAUCAGCAAGAAAAUGUCCCAAGAAUCAAGAAGAUUGAUGAAGGCUAUGUCUACUAAACAUUCAACAUUUCAAGCAGGCUGGGCUCCUAGAAAAUGCAUAGAAAACAUGUCACAUUUCAAGGAAUACAUUGAAGUUAAGAGACUUGAUAUAGAUGAUUAUUUCAUAUGGACUUGGUUGUCAUCCCUUUCUUUUGAACAAACAUCUGAAAAGAAGAAAAUCUUUGGGAGAUCUAUUAUAUUAGAAUUCGAAUUUGACGGGUUUAAAAAAUGGGUAGUUUUUCAGGAAUGCGAUAUAACAUUAGAUUACAAUAAAAAGGGCCAAUUCAAGAAAAUGACAUCUGUAUCAUCACUACCAGGUGAAAAGGAGGAACCUCUUGCAGAUUCUGAAUUAGGAAAACAAUCUCUCUCCGAAUCACCUAUUAUAUCUCAAACAUACCAAAAAUUUCAAGCUGAGGUACCUCAACAAAGUACUUUUCUAAGAGACGCCUCAUCCGAUAGCCAGGGGAAAUAUCACACAGUUAUUAGUAGAGAUGCGUUGGCCAAAAACAAGCAUAACGUUAACUUGCAUUCGUUUGAGCAUAAAAUUUCUAAGUGGAAUCCUCUAAACAACCUAAGAAAGAAAAGUGGUAGUAGCUCAUCUUCAUUUGAUAACAAGGACAGGGACAAAGACACGAACACUUAUGAAGAAAUUCAUUCGAGCAAAAAUCAUAAAUCAAAAAGAGAAGAGCGCGUUUUAACAGAGUUCAGUACCCUCAAUCCGGCCGAAUAUCAAUUACCGGUUAUUGAAACUGAUGCAUCAACUUUCAAGAUUGAUAUACCCGAAUUAAUGUACGAGAUCGAUGAUAAUAAGGAAAAGAGGAACUUGCCUGUUCUAACAAGCGAAGAGUCCCCAACUUCGCCUAAAAAAGCCACUGGCUCAACUCUAGAGGAGUUGAAUAGUAUGGUUGAAGAAAUGAUGAUUGAUAAGCCAGAGGAUGUUAAAAUUUCUAUAAUUGAGGCAGAAACAUUUGAAUCAUUGACAAAGUUCGAUCAAUAUAAACCAACUAAUAUAACUGACGAGGAAAUACAAAGUAGCCAUUCAAGUGCCGUUCAUUCUUUGAAAUUAAGUACCAAUACAAACGAUUCUUAUGCUGACAGUUCGAAACUUACUACCGACGGAAAAUUGGUGGAACCGAGAAAGGUUUCUAUUCAGUCUAAUAUCGAUGACGAUUCAUCCUCAUACUAUUCUCCAAAUAUGAAUGAUAUACCGACGUCAAGAAUGCCAAGUCAACCCACAUAUCCCAAUUUUCAUUCGAAAAAAACAUUUACAAAUGAGCCUCACUUGGAGAUGUUACAAAGUAGAGAUGAUAUGUCCCAGCAAACAAUAUCAAACGCAUCAAAGAGAGCGCCUGUUGAACAAAAACCUUAUCAAAACAGUCGCACAAAGGGAGUGUCACCAGUAAGUGCGCCAGUUCCGUUUCCUUCAUAUCCCCCAGUCAGAUCUCCACAAUCUUCAAUGAAACCAACAGGAUUCAAGCAGAAUACCUUGAGUUCGCCAAUCGGUUCUAAGGAAUCUACUCAUCAUGUAAUAAAUCAACCACCUGCGGCGUAUCGAGAGCAACAUGGCUGUUUUCCUCGUUUAACAAACCAACGCCACUCUCCAAAUAGUGUUACUCCGCGAGAAUUAAAACCUAGGAAUUCACAAACAGGAGAUGUGCCUAUCCCACAACAAAUGCCACCAAUAAAAAAAGGGAUGUCGUACGCGUCAUCUACCAUACCAUCAUAUCAAACAAUGGAACGGACGAAUCCUCUCAUUCAACCUCAAAUGAAAAGUUGUCAGCCUCCUGUAAGUGCCUACAAAAUGAAUCAAUCACCACAUCAUAAAAAUAUGGAAAAUGCUUAUGGAAACGGCCGCUCCGGCAAUGCCCAGAUGCCUGAUGGAAGAUGGGGCAAUCAUCCACCACAAAUGGCGCCGGAAGGCGUUCGACCUAGCCAGUUUCAAAAUCCACAACAAUAUAUCAAUAGAUAUGCUCCUCAGGCUCAACCUGCAGUGCCAGCAGAAUACUAUAAUGGGCCACCACCCAAUAUGCGAGCACCUCCUAUGACGCCGCAUAUGAUUCCACCGCAGGAGCCAGUACGUUGUACAGCUGGUGCGAACAGACGUAGUUAUCCACAAAGCAUGAAGUCGAUUCCUCAUGCUGCGCCUACUCAACCUAUGGGAGUACCGAAUAGUGAGUUUUACCUACCAGAAGCUCCCCAAGGGAACAGACUACAUGGAAAUAUUAAUAAGAGGCAAGAGAGAAAGAAGCUGUACGAUAACAUCAGAAGCGGCAAUUUCGGCAUAUAG
Messenger RNA from Saccharomyces kudriavzevii IFO 1802, 3453 nucleotides. It is a transcript of the gene MSB1, whose product is annotated as Msb1p. NCBI's taxonomy places the organism in Eukaryota, Fungi, Ascomycota, Saccharomycetes, Saccharomycetales, Saccharomycetaceae. Gene Ontology annotation, cellular component: cellular bud tip; cellular bud neck. The transcript has a single exon. The record is from RefSeq and is a predicted model, not a curated record. The coding region runs from base 1 to 3453 and encodes 1150 amino acids.